UCUCUGCUGAGCUACACAUCACAGGUUCCGCUCAGUGAGGUUAGCCAUGUCCGAUUCCGAAGCAUUCUCCGGCGCCAACAGUGGUAAUUCUCCUGCGGAGAAUGUGAGUGCUGUGCGAAAAGCAUUUUCAAAAGUCGAUUUGGCUGGGCAUAAUCUUCCUCCGUCUCCUGCACCAUCAAGCCCACGGACGGGAAGGCGGUACGCGCUUGCGACGGAGCUGGUUUACACAGAGGGAAAUGAUCAGUACAAAGCAAGCAGCGUGCCGAUAUAUCAGAGCGCGACCUUUAAGCAGAACUCUGGUGGUGGCGGCGGUGAAUAUGACUACACGCGGUCGGGGAACCCUACCAGAACGCACCUCGAGCGGCACUUGGCGAAGAUCAUGUCUGCUCAGCGAGCGCUUGUGGUUUCGUCAGGGAUGGCAGCAUUGGAUGUUAUCACCCGCUUACUCAAGCCUGGAGACGAGGUCAUCACAGGAGACGACUUAUAUGGAGGCACACACCGUCUAUUGAAGUAUUUGUCGACGCACGGCGGAAUCAUAGUGCAUCACGUUGAUACGACGACACCGGAAAAAGUGGGAGAAGUACUUGGACCAAAUACAGCUAUGGUUUUACUCGAAACACCGACGAACCCUCUCAUUAAGAUUGUUGAUAUUGCCCGAAUUGCUACCAUGACACACGAAGCGAACCCUAACGCCUUGGUUGCGGUUGAUAAUACCAUGCUUUCUCCUUUACUCCUCAAUCCGCUAGAUCUUGGAGCCGAUAUCGUUUACGAGAGUGGUACAAAGUACCUUUCAGGACACCACGACUUGAUGGCUGGUGUGAUCGCUGUAAACAACUUAUCACUCGGAGAGAAACUCUACUUCCCUAUCAACGCAUCCGGAUGUGGGUUAUCGCCAUUUGAUUCUUGGUUGCUACUUCGCGGAGUGAAAACCCUGAAGGUUCGGAUGGAACAGCAACAGUCCAACGCCCAACAGAUCGCAGAAUUCCUAGAGUCACAUGGCUUCCGCGUGAGAUACCCUGGUCUCAAGUCACAUCCACAAUAUGAUUUACACAGAUCCAUGGCCCGAGGGGCUGGCGCUGUUCUCUCAUUUGAGACAGGAGACGUCGCGAUGAGCGAACGGAUUGUGGAAAGCGCCAAACUGUGGGCAAUCAGUGUCAGCUUUGGAUGUGUGAACAGCUUAAUCAGUAUGCCAUGCCGCAUGAGCCAUGCAAGUAUAGAUGCAAAAACAAGACAGGAGAGGGCAAUGCCUGAGGACCUGAUUCGAUUGUGUGUGGGUAUUGAGGAUGUGGAUGACUUGAUUGAUGACCUUAGAAGAGCACUUGUUCAAGCAGGUGCUGUUAGCGUUACCGUUGAUGGUUUUCAGUCUGUAAACCAGCCUGAAGCCGCAGCUUCUGAGGCCCAAAAUACAAUUGGCACAGCAUGAUAAUUUUGUUGUCUAAUUAUUGUUUCCAUGCUGUUGGCUUUAUAACCGGCUCGGAUCUAUGAUGAUGUGAUACUUUUGGUGUCUUUGAUUCUACAGGCGACAAGGCGUUUAUGAGUGUGUUGGCCAUUUUUUCAAAAAGAGAAUCAACUUCUGCUUCAAAAUCUCAAUACCU
Coccidioides posadasii C735 delta SOWgp is the source of this 1595-nucleotide messenger RNA. It is a transcript of the gene STR3, whose product is annotated as cystathionine beta-lyase. Gene Ontology annotation, molecular function: pyridoxal phosphate binding. Gene Ontology annotation, cellular component: cytoplasm. The record is from RefSeq and is a predicted model, not a curated record. Gene Ontology annotation, biological process: transsulfuration; 'de novo' L-methionine biosynthetic process. NCBI's taxonomy places the organism in Eukaryota, Fungi, Ascomycota, Eurotiomycetes, Onygenales, Onygenaceae.